AUGUCUCCUUCCUUAUCGCGUCUCUUCACUCCCCUUCCCAGCUUCUCCGCUUCAUCAUCUUCUUCUUCUUCUUCUUCUUCAUCUACUUCUCAUCAAUAUUCACACUUCCACCCACAACUCAAACUCCAAUUCAAACCUAUUUCACCAAAACCCUCAUCUUUCACCCCGCACUUCCAUACCCGAAAUCAUCAAAAACUGACUCAACGCAAUGUGUUCAACGAAGGACUUAGCGGAAGCUUUGAAGAAGAGACUUUCAACUCCAUGGAAGAUAAACAAUUCGUGCGUUCGUUUCGUGAAGCAUGGCCUUACCUUUGGGUUUUUCGAGGAAGCACCUUUGUUAUCAUCAUCUCCGGUGAAAUUGUCGCUAGUCCUUACUUCGAUCCCAUUCUCAAGGAUAUAGCUUUUCUUCAUCAUCUUGGAAUUCGGUUUGUUCUUGUUCCUGGUACUCAUGUGCAAAUUGACAAGCUUUUGGCAGAGAGAGGGAGCAAGCCUAAGUAUUUUGGGAGAUAUAGAAUAACCGAUGAUCCAUCUCUUGAAGCUGCAAUGGAAGCAGCAGGAGGAAUAAGAUUGAUGAUGGAAGCUAAACUUUCACCGGGACCUUCCAUAUGUAAUAUUCGUAGACAUGGUGAUAAUAGUCGGUGGCAUGAUGUUGGUGUCAGUGUUGCAAGUGGUAACUUUCUUGCAGCCAAGAGAAGAGGGGUUGUCGAUGGAAUUGAUUAUGGGUCAACUGGGGAAGUUAAAAAAGUAGAUGCAAUCCGCAUGCGUGAGAGACUUGAUGGUGGUUGUAUAGUUAUAUUAACCAACUUGGGCUACUCCAGCUCUGGAGAAGUUUUGAAUUGCAACACCUAUGAAGUAGCAACAGCUUGUGCCUUGGCUAUAGGAGCAGACAAGUUAAUAUGUGUCAUAGAUGGCCCAAUACUUGAUGAGAAUGAACGCCUUAUUCGUUUCUUGCCUCUUGAAGAAGCAGACAUGUUAAUUCGUAAACGAGCUAAGCAAAGUGAAACAGCUGCUACCUAUGUCAAAACUGUAGACGAAGAAGGUUUUAAUCAUGUUGAGCAUAACAAUUUUAAUGGGACAGUCAAAUCUCCACCUAAUGGAAAGCACAUUACAGAAUGGCGUAAAGCAUCUUUCCAUAAUGGUGUUGGUUUUGAGAAUGGAGAUGGCUUAGGGAAUAGCGAGCAAGGCUUUGCUAUUGGAGGUCAAGAAAGGCUAAGUCGAAUGAACGGUUACUUGUCAGAAUUGGCUGCUGCAGCUUUUGUUUGCAGAGGUGGGGUUCAAAGAGUUCACUUGUUGGAUGGCACUAUUAGUGGAGUUUUACUGUUGGAAUUGUUUAAAAGAGAUGGAAUGGGAACUAUGGUGGCAAGUGACCUUUAUGAAGGCACUCGAAUGGCACAGGAAAAAGAUCUUUCUGGAAUAAAACAAAUUAUGCAGCCUUUGGCGGCAUCUGGCAUACUGGUUAAGCGGACUGACGAAGAGCUGUUACAAGCAUUGGAUAAUUUUGUUGUUGUGGAAAGAGAAGGUCAAAUAAUUGCCUGUGGUGGUCUUUUCCCUUACUUUGAGGAGAAAUGUGCAGAGGUUGCUGCAAUUGCAGUAUCUCCUGAUUGUCGAGGCCAAGGACAAGGAGACAAAUUGCUUGAUUAUAUGGAAAAGAAAGCAGCAUUUCUUGGAUUGAAUAAGCUUUUCCUACUUACAACUCGCACGGCAGAUUGGUUCGUGAGGCGGGGAUUUUCAGAAUGUUCAAUUGAUUGUAUUCCUGAAAAGAAGAAGAAAACAAUAAACCUGUCCCGCAAUUCCAAGUAUUAUAUGAAGGAGCUUCUACCAAAUAAGAGUGGGAUUACAAUUGGUGGAAACAAAUUUGCUUCAAAUUAG
Messenger RNA from Lathyrus sativus (Indian pea), 1869 nucleotides. NCBI's taxonomy places the organism in Eukaryota, Viridiplantae, Streptophyta, Magnoliopsida, Fabales, Fabaceae. The record is from the annotation of a GenBank genome assembly.